Messenger RNA from Protopolystoma xenopodis, 250 nucleotides. NCBI's taxonomy places the organism in Eukaryota, Metazoa, Platyhelminthes, Monogenea, Polystomatidea, Polystomatidae. The record is from the annotation of a GenBank genome assembly.
AAAGUAUUUUUCUGAUAGAGGUGUUGAUUAUAUGCUGAUUUUAUUACACUUGGCUAGUUUGUCUAGGAUGUUGGGUGCAUUGAAAUUUAUUAUAACUUGUAUUUUUGCUAGAGCUACAACAAUGUUACUCUUUGAUCGUAAAUUUGGGACGCCAUGCUUUGAUCCCCUAGGCGGCGGCGAUUCCAUAAUGUUUCAACACAUGUUUGGGUUUUUUCUGACAUCCGGAAGUUUAUGUUUUAAUAUUACCUAG